Mya arenaria is the source of this 2554-nucleotide messenger RNA. RefSeq names its product cleavage and polyadenylation specificity factor subunit 3-like. Lineage: Eukaryota; Metazoa; Mollusca; Bivalvia; Myida; Myidae. Gene Ontology annotation, molecular function: RNA binding; RNA endonuclease activity; 5'-3' exonuclease activity. Gene Ontology annotation, cellular component: mRNA cleavage and polyadenylation specificity factor complex. Gene Ontology annotation, biological process: mRNA 3'-end processing by stem-loop binding and cleavage. The record is from RefSeq and is a predicted model, not a curated record. The transcript has 16 exons. Bases 46 to 2136 code for a protein of 696 amino acids.
CUAACCAUGUGGACACUGUUCACAAAUUGUUGACUGCUCUCAAAUAUGGCAGCGAAGAGGAAACCAGAAGCACAGAUUCCGACUGAGGAGAGCGAUCAGCUCCUUAUAAGGCCCUUAGGAGCCGGCCAGGAGGUGGGGAGGUCAUGCAUCAUGCUUGAGUUUAAGGGAAAAAAGAUAAUGCUGGACUGUGGAAUACACCCGGGCCUGAAUGGUUUUGCAUCACUACCCUUCCUUGAUCUCGUUGACCUUGAGGACAUAGAUCUCAUCCUUGUCAGCCAUUUUCACCUGGACCACUGCGGAGGUCUACCAUACCUUCUGGAGAAGACAGGAUUUAAGGGGCGCUGCUUUAUGACCCAUGCCUCCAAGGCCAUCUACCGCUGGCUACUCUCAGAUUACGUCAAAGUCAGCAAUAUCGGGACAGACGACAUGUUGUAUUCGGACAAGGAUAUUGAAAACAGCAUGGAUAAGAUUGAAACUAUUAACUUUCAUCAGGAAGUGGACGUGGGUGGGGUAAAGUUUUGGUGUUACACAGCAGGCCAUGUGUUGGGAGCGGCUAUGUUCAUGAUUGAGAUUGCUGGUGUCAAGGUGCUGUAUACUGGAGAUUUCUCAUGCCAGGAAGACAGGCAUUUGUGUUCCGCGGAAAUACCGAACGUCCAUCCAGAUGUCGUGAUCACAGAGUCGACAUAUGGUACCCACAUCCAUGAGGACCGAGAGGACAGAGAGGCCAGAUUUACUGGGCUCGUACAUGACAUUGUCACCCGUGGGGGACGCUGUCUCAUCCCCGUGUUUGCUCUUGGGAGGGCCCAGGAACUGCUCCUUAUUCUCGAUGAAUACUGGACAAACCAUCCGGAGCUUCAUGAUGUUCCUAUCUACUACGCUUCCUCACUCGCGAAGAAGUGCAUGAGUGUUUACCAGACAUAUGUUAAUGCCAUGAAUGACCGCAUCAAGAAACAGAUCUCCAUCAGCAACCCUUUUGUAUUCAAACACAUCUCCAAUCUCAAGAGUAUGGAGCAUUUUGAAGAUAUCGGUCCGUCGGUAGUGCUGGCAUCACCAGGGAUGAUGCAAAGUGGGCUGUCCCGGGAGCUGUUUGAGAGUUGGUGUACAGACAAGAGGAACGGGUGCAUCAUAGCGGGCUACUGUGUGGAGGGGACACUAGCCAAGACAAUCCUGUCAGAGCCAGAGGACAUCAUGACAAUGGCAGGUCAGAAGCUGCCCCUCAAGUGCUCUGUGGAUUACAUCUCCUUCUCUGCCCACACAGAUUACAAGCAGACCAGUGGCUUCCUCAGGACGCUCAAACCAACACACACUGUGCUGGUCCAUGGGGAACAGAAUGAGAUGGCGCGCCUGAAGGCAGCCCUUCUACGCGAGUAUGAAGAUGACACAGAGUACCAGAUGCUUGUCCAUAACCCCCGCAACACUAUCGCUGUUGAACUUCACUUUCGAGGAGAGAAAAUGGCCAAGGUUGUUGGCUCGUUGGCAGCAAGGAAACCGGAGGAUGGAGAGAAGAUAUCCGGUAUCCUUGUCAAGAGGAACUUUAACUAUCACAUCAUGGAUCCUAAAGAUCUCUCUAAUUACACAGAGCUUGCAAUGAGCACUGUGACCCAGCGCCUGAGUAUCCGAUACACUGGCCCGGUGGCUCUGCUAACAUACUACCUGACCCAGCUGUCCGGCGACAUAGAGAGCUCCACCCAGCGUGACCGCUGUGUUAUGCGCGUGUUCAAGUCUGUAAACGUGAUAGUUGAGCACAAGCUCGUCAUAAUCGAGUGGCUGUCAAAUCCUGUCACUGACAUGUAUGCUGAUGCUGUCGUCACUGUCGUCAUGCAGGCAGAAAAUGAUCCGCUUAGACACAAAAGUAUCCCGCAGGCAGUGAAGGUAGAGAAGAGCCACAUUCAGGAGUGCAUGUUAGAGAUGCUCACAGAUAUGUUCGGCAAGGAGUGCAUUGGCAAGUUAAUCCGAGGCAACAACAUCUCAGUUACCAUUGACGAGAAAGUCGCCCUCGUUAAUGUUGAAACCUUGGAGGUGAAGUGUGAAGACAGUGAUCUGCAGGCAACGAUCCAGACAGCAGUGACCAAGCUGCAUCAGGCCAUUGCCCCUGUCCGGCCUACCACCGACUUUAACCUCGGGGCUGCCAAAUGAGCUGGGUGGGCAUACUUGAGUGGAGACAUCAAGAACAUUGAAUCAACAUUCAGAAACUGUGAAGUUGAAUACAUGCAUGCCUUUGACUUCUGUUAGUCAGACUGGCAUAACCAUCAUCUGAAAGAUCUGUGUAAUGAUAGUGCUGGAAAGUGAAAAGUGAUUUUCAAUGCUUUAUUUGAUAGGACAGUGUUUUUCCAGGCAUAAGUAAGGGUAUGAUUUUAAUUCCACCUGUUUGUUAUUUUGACAUUUCCUGGAUUCAGUACUGAUCAACACAUACUGAGUUAUUCCCCUGGAUGUGCUGUCCCCUGGAUGUGCUGUAUUGUAAAAGUAAUUAUUUUGUCACACUUGUUAUAUUGUGAGUUAUGUUGAUAAAAUAUUAUGCAUGUAAUGUAAAUAAAUAAGAUACAAGGAGUCGUAU